Molecule: messenger RNA, 3092 nt
Organism: Periophthalmus magnuspinnatus
Lineage: Eukaryota; Metazoa; Chordata; Actinopteri; Gobiiformes; Gobiidae
Gene: incenp
Product: inner centromere protein
Exons: 20
Coding region: 180-2693 (837 amino acids)
Biological process (GO): positive regulation of protein serine/threonine kinase activity; mitotic cytokinesis; metaphase chromosome alignment
Cellular component (GO): chromosome passenger complex; kinetochore; midbody
Molecular function (GO): protein serine/threonine kinase activator activity
Source: RefSeq, a predicted model, not a curated record
ACCGUUUCCGCGGGCAGUGUGCAGGGUUGUGCUGUUGUCUGGCACGCUUUUUUUUCUAGUAUAUACAUAUGAUCUGAAAGGACGUUUUUAUUGAGAUCGUUUUUAUGUCAGGAUGCGAUAUAAGCUUUUUUAGUUGAAAGAGGAACGUUUACUUGGAAAUAUUUGGAAGUCGACUAACCAUGGCUGUAACCAUGAACUCAGUGUUGUCUCCUGUUCGGUCUCUGAUGCAGAUGUUUGAGGGCAAAGCCCAAGCUUUUAUCAGUGAAAUUGACAAUGUUCAUAUGGUAUGGCUUGAAGAGAUUCAACAAGAGGCCAAUCGCAUGUUCACAAGAGAUUUUAAUGCCGAGCCAGAGCUCAUGCCAAAAACACCCUCACAAAAGAAGACGCGCAGGAAACGUGUAUCUUUAGGCCGUCAGGAAGAUGGUCAGGCCAGAAGAAGGUUUUCAAAGGGCCGACGCAGCAAUCUCCGUGGAUCCUCUUCAAGUGCUCUGAACUGUAUUACUGAGGAAGGAAAUGAUUCUCAGGCUUCUACCUCCAAGAUGGAAAAUACUCGGCCAAAACGGGCUACUCGCAAAAAGCAAACAAAGACUGAUGAAGAGGAAGGAAGGCAGACUCACUGUAGCAGCAAUAAAUCUGAGGAGAUGGUCAGUGUGAAAGCAGAGGUGAUAGAAAUCUUGGAAGAGAAUGAAGAUGAGGAAAAGAAGGGCACAGACGAGAAACCACCCAGCAGCACAGAGUCUCCCAAAAGUAUUCCUUCUCCAGAGUUGGUUGUUUCCAUUUCCCCAGCUGAGCGCCGGUCUGCUGAGUUGGCUGUGGAAGUAGUGACCUCUCCUGGACACACAGUUGUUGAAACUGAAGUGACAGAGCUGAAUGCAAGCAAAAAAUCUUGCAGAAGUUCAGUGCGGCAUUCGCUUAAACUGCGCCACUCUUUGGCUGGAUUGAGACACAGUAUGACCCAGGAGUCCAUCAGACGUGCUUCACGAAGAUCCAUGCUCAAAAGAAAAGUGUCUCGUGUGGGAAACUCUACAUGUAGCAGCAGUGUUGAUGACUCCUGCAUGGAUUCAGUUGAUGAAGAGGCUGAGGUAAUGGUAACCUCUGCACCUAUAGAGCCUGCGACUGAUGCUGUACCUGAACAACCAGAAGAAACUGCUGAGGAAGAAACGGCUUGUGUGAACAAGAUGGUACUCCCUCUAGUUAAGCCUGUUGGGCGUGUAACUCGCUCCGUUGCUGCCCAUUCUCCUAAACUGGCUCCACAACCACUAUUUGCAGUUAAAAUUAACACUCCAGACAAGCGCCCAGUUACUGCAGAGAAGCAAACCUCGCAAUCAAGUCGCCGCUCAAGUACUAAAAGGAAAGCUCCAGAUGUGGAAGAAAGCCCAUCAAAGAGAUCCUCCCCUCCCAAGAAGAGCCAAAGUGCAAUCAAGCCACACAUGAAAUCUUUCCUCCACACUGUUCAGAAGAAUCAGAUGUUAAUGAUGACACCAAAUUCUCUUGGCCGGUCCACUGUUCUCAAGUCCUUCAUUAAACAUACCACUCCCCUAAGGAUGGAUCAAAAGAUGAGCAGUAGUAUAGUGACAAAGGAACGCUACAAACUGGAAGCCCUUAAAAAGAAACAGGAGCAAGAAAUUGAAAGAAUGAAGAAGAUGGAGGAGGAGAAAAAGAAAAAACAGGAAGAACUCAAAAAGAAGAGGGAUGAACGACUGCGGCGAGUUUUUGAAGCCAAAGUCAAAGAAGAGCAGAGAGAGGAGGAGAAGAAAAAGAAGAUUGAGCAAAAGAUGGCUCAGAUUGAUGAGAAAAAUGACAAGCGUGUGGCAGACGAAAAGAAGAAAAAAGUGGCCCUGAAACGCCAAGAGGAGCUGGAACUUAAAAAGAAACAAGAGGAAGAAGCUAGAAAGAAGAAGCUUCAGCAGGAAGAGGAGAAGCGACAGCAAGAAUUGCUGGCCAAGAAGAAGGCUGAGGAAGAGGAGAGGGCUCAGAAACUGACUGAAGCCCGCAGAGCUUUGGAGCUUAAACGAGAGCAGGAGCGUGAGAGGGAGCUGGAGAGGGAGCAAGAAAGACAGGCUGCUGCUGAGAUGGAAAGACUUGAGAGAGAGAAGGCUCUUGCACUGCAACGUGAGGUGCAGCGGGCUGCGAGGGAGAAGGAGAGGAAAGAACUAGAGGAGAAGAGGAAGGCACUUGAGGAAAAACGAAAACUGGAGCAGCAGCUGCGGGUAGCAGCUGAAGAGAAGGCAGCUAAAGAAAGACAAGCUGCUGAAAAGCAGGCUGCAGCUGCUCUUAAUGUUACAGUGGAUAUUGAGCGUUCUGUGAUGAGUACACCUGUGGGCAAAGGGGCAGGAGGGGACGGGCUCAAUGUGACUGUGGAUAUUGAGAGAUCUCCUCAGUCAUACUCCAUCACUCCAAAGGGUGCAAACAAGAUUCCAUCCAAAAACCCUGAGGAUUAUGGCAUGGACCAAAACAGUGACGAUUCCACAGAUGAUGAAUCUGCACCAAGAAAACCUAUUCCAUCCUGGGCUGAAGGACAUAACCUUCAGAUUUUUAUCAAGAAGCAAUAUUUCAACCCUCCAAAUUUGGAUGCCUUCUUUGGAAAAAUUGAACCACCGAAUCUUGAAAACAUCUUUUACAAGAACAAGCCUCGCUAUAUGAAACGCACCAGUUCUGCAGUGUGGCACUCGCCUCCGAUUGGGGGCAAAUAGUGUCUGUAGAGUGAUACAGACUUCUACUGCUGUAUAAAGUUGUUUUUUUAUGUUCAAUAAAGUCUUGUUUGUUAAUUGUAGUUGUAAUGACAGUUUGAAAUAUUGUAACCUAUGUAUGAUAAUAUCAUGGACUUAUAGAGAAGGGUUAGCUGCUUUUUUUUGUACCCAACAGAGAAUCUUUCUUUAAUCAGAUGUGGGUCAAUGUGAUGAGGUAUGGGUUAGUGCAUUGUUAAAAUGACACUGCAAAUACAAUAAGUGUGAUUUUGACCGCAACCCAGUCCCAGAUAAGCGGAAGAAAAUGGAUGGAAUGGUGAUUUUGACUGGUUGUAGUUUCCAACUUGGUGAAAUACACAGAAAAUAUUGAUAAACAGAAAAGUGAAUAAAUUUAUUACAUUUUCU